Molecule: messenger RNA, 6010 nt
Organism: Mya arenaria
Lineage: Eukaryota; Metazoa; Mollusca; Bivalvia; Myida; Myidae
Product: innexin-7-like
Exons: 13
Coding region: 366-3410 (1014 amino acids)
Source: RefSeq, a predicted model, not a curated record
AUGACCCCCGCUAGACUUUGGUGUACAUGUGAUGUAUACUACAGUUUAUUUCACGAGCAUUGAGAUUUCGUAAGCUAGCUGUUGUCAUAGGACUUUCGAUCUUAUUUAUAAACUCUUUAAACUAGUGAAAGUUUUAAACAAGAAACGUGAAGAAUUUGGACAAAACAGUGACAUUUUAUUUCGGUUAUUCGGUGUAAAGGGGUCGAGACAACAAAGCGAAUUCUAAAGGAGUUUCUUUUCAUCUGACAGCCGCAUAGAGCGGACAGCGCUCGGCCAAAAUUUGAUGCACUUGUGAGAUCGGGAAAGUUUCUCUUUCAUAAAGAGUAUUCACACAUCAAUUCAACAGAGAGACCUAACGACAGAAAAUGGUCGCAGGUCUUUUGGGGGCUGUGCCCUCGUUCAAGAAGCUCAGCUCAAGUCGGAGCGAUGAUUGGAUCGACCGUAUGUCCCACAUCUAUACGGUGUUUCUACUGGUCAUUUUCGCAGUAUUGGUCAGUACUGGUCAGUUCGUCGGGGACCCGAUUCAUUGCUGGUGCCCCGCGCAGUUUACGGGUGCAUUUGAAUCAUACACAAAAAACUACUGCUGGAUAAAGAACACGUACUAUAUCCCCAUGAUGGAGACUAUACCAAUUGACAUCCAUAAACGUCAGGAAGCCGAAAUUACCUACUACCAGUGGGUACCGCUGAUCCUGCUCUUCCAGGCCUUCCUCUUCAAGUUCCCUAACGUCAUAUGGAAGAUGCUUAAUGGUGGAUCUGGCCUUAACUUGGACAAAAUCUGUAAACUUGCCGAUGAGACCCAGUGGGGUUCUCCUGACGACCGCAAAUCUGCCAUCGAAAACAUGGCCUUCUUCCUGGAUCGCUGGCUCCUCACCCAUCGCCAAUACAAGCACAACUUUGUUGCUAGGGCUAAGGCAAAGGCUUCCCGUUUGGUCUGCUUCCUAUGCAACAAGCGUGAAGGCACAUUCCUCACUGCUCUUUAUCUCUGCAUCAAGGUCUGCUUCCUCGCUAACGUGAUUGGUCAGUUCUUCCUUCUUAACGCCUUCAUGGCGACCGAUUACAACAUGUACGGUUUCGAGUUCAUUUCUAUGAUGAACAGCGGCGAGAGUAUGCGCGAAUCUCCACGAUUUCCACGCGUUACCCUAUGUGACUUCCAGAUCAGACAGCUCCAGAACAUCCAGAGAUGGACUGUUCAGUGUGUGUUGCCCAUCAACCUCUUCAACGAGAAGAUCUUCAUCUUCCUCUGGUUCUGGUUCUUCUUCAUCGCCUGUCUCUGCGGCUUCAACCUCCUUAAGUGGAUGUUUCUGAUCGUUUUCAAGAGAAACAAUUACAUGUACGUUAAGAAGUACCUGACCAUCACUGAACAGCUGGUGAACGCCUCGGACAAGAAAAUGUGCAGACGCUUUGCUGAGCAGUAUUUGAGAGAUGACGGCUGCUUCGUUGCUCGUAUGAUUGGCAUGAACUCCACGGAUAUGGUGAUCACAGAUUUACUCGACUGCAUGUUUAGGAACUUCCGGUUGAGAGAAGAACCGAAACACCAGGAAUUCCCGGAAGACGAGGAAUCUAAACUACUUGACAAGGAAAAGGACACGAACCCACUUGCCUUCCGAGGAAAUAACGUUCAGUGUCCAGGGGAGACAUUCACGAAACGUCCUCAGUCCAGGGGAGACAUUCACGAAACGUCCUCAGUCCAGGGGAGACAUUCACGAAACGUCCUCAGUCCUGGGGAGACAUUCACGAAACGUCCUCACUCCAGAGGAGACAUUCACGAAACGUCCUCAGUCCAGGGGAGACAUUCACGAAACGUCCUCAGUCCAGGGGAGACAUUCACGAAACGUCCUCAGUCCUGGGGAGACAUUCACGAAACGUCCUCAGUCCAGAGAAGACAUCCACGUAACGUCCUAAGUCCUGGGGAGACAUUCACGAAACGUCCUCAGUCCAGAGGAGACAUUCACGAAACGUCCUCAGUCCUGGGGAGACAUUCACGAAACGUUCUCAGUCCAGAGAAGACAUCCACGAAACGUCCUAAGUCCAGGGGAGACAUUCACGAAACGUCCUCAGUCCAGAGGAGACAUUCACGAAACGUCCUCAGUCCAGGGGAGAGAUUCACGAAACGUCCUCAGUCCAGAGAAGACAUCCACGAAACCGCGGUUACGGGACUUGUGUCCUUUAAGAGUUUCUUCAGCAGCAACUGUGAUGACUGGAUCGAUAAACUGAACCACUGUUACACCGUGACCAUAAUUCUUGUACUAGCAACCGUUAUAACAACCUCACAGUAUGUUGGGGAGCCCAUACACUGUUGGAAUCCUGCAGAAUUCACGGGUGCUUGGGACAAGUACACCAGUGCCUACUGCUGGAUCAAGAAUACUUACUUCAUACCUAUUGGGAACACCAUUCCAAGGGACCUUAACGUCAGAUCGAAUGCAGAAAUCACGUAUUACCAGUGGGUCCCUCUGAUCCUCGUGUUCCAGGCGUUUAUGUUUAAAUUCCCAAACUUGGUCUGGAAAAUCUUCAACACUCGUACAGGAAUCAACGUAGCAAAAGUUUCUGCGCUUGCGCAGAAGGCUUACUACGAAACGCCCAAAGAACGCGCUGAGGCUAUACAAAACAUCGCCGAAUUUAUGGACGUUUGGAUUCGAUCUCAUCAUUACUAUCAACAUAACUUUUUAACUCGUGCGAAAGCUCGUCUAUCUCGUGUUUUGUGCAUAAUAUGUAACAAGAAAGAAGGAAAGUUCAUCUCAGCACUGUAUUUUAACAUAAAAAUCAUGUACGUAGCCAAUGUUAUUGGGCAGUAUUAUAUGUUGAACGCCUUCCUUGGGAUGGAUUUUAACAGUUACGGUUACGCUGUGCUAAGUGGACUGUCAAACGUUGCAACCUGGCCAGAAAGUCCUCGAUUCCCCAGAAUAACAUUGUGUGACUUCACCAUCAGACAGCUGCAAAAUGUACAAAGGUACACCGUCCAGUGCGUCCUGCCAAUCAACCUCUUUAAUGAGAAGGUCUUCAUCUUUAUGUGGUUCUGGAUGUUUCUCGUUGCUGUUCUGUCAACUAUCAACCUCUUUCAGUGGUUUCUGACAUUGAUUAUCCGUCGCAAUAACUACCAGUUCGUGAAGAAGUAUCUGAAGGUCAUGAACAAGGUCAAGGACGCCAAUGACAAGAAGAUGGCUAGGAAAUUUUCCGACUACUAUUUGAGAGAUGACGGAUGCUUUGUUCUGCGCAUGAUCGGACUGAACACUUCCGACUUGGUUGUAAUGGACCUGAUAGAGAAGCUAUGGAAACUCUACGGUAAAGAUACCGUCCGACGCCGGCGGUAUUCCGACGUCGACCCGGGGACGGGUCUUUUGGAAGGGGGUGGGGACAAAUCACCUAAGGACAUUCCUUUUAUGGAUUCGGAAACUGCGGAUAAGAACGUGUAGGGCUGUGUGAAUGUGAGGGUAGGCGUAGGUUUACUAUGAAGGGUACCGAAACGUUACAUGGUGUUCCCAAUGCGUAGGGUUUUAAGGGUAAGCCUAUUUUGAAGCAUCGUCGGAGACCCCCGAAACGCACAACGCUGUAUGUAUGAAGUGUAACGGAAGAAAGUACCGUAAUUGCCGACGAUGAUUUUGAAGGAGAUUAAGUGUAUUUGCUACGGACGAGGUUUUAGGGUAAGCGUGGUGUUAUCGUAAAUGGUAAUGAUCCGAUUUUAUUUUCUUUGGCCGUGACAGGGUUAUAUUUGGUAUGAAGUGUUUUUUGGUUGGAUCCCUUGGGAUUGAGACGUGUAAUUGUAAUUGUUGGUGAUUACAUAUAUUACAACAGAGUUGGCGUUCGUUUGAUAAAAAUAUAUUUUGUUUUGUUAUUAUUAUUAUUAUUAUUAUUAUUAUUAUUAUUAUUAUUAUUAUUAUUAUAUCGGAAAUUUGGUUUAUUGAAUCCCUAUUAUAUCGGUCAAUUGUUGUGCCCCAAGUUUGGUCAUUAACUGUAUUGAUUUGCUUUGCGGUGGGUUUGCUAGGGUUCCCGUUAAAAAAAGACCGUGAGAAGGGAGGUGAAUCGGGGUUGAGGUUGAGGGGUGGUGUGGUUGUGUAGUGCACUCGAUGCAUGCAUAAUUUACACCAACCAAAAUUCACCAUAUUUGUUUACCAUUAACUUAAAGUUAGCCCCCUCUGGCAACUAGUCCUGGAAUAUGUUUGCUGUCAAUUGGAAAUACUAUAAACCUCAUGGCCUGGCAAAUCCAUAUUUCAAGUGUGAAACUGGUCAGAUCUGAAUUCAUGCGUUGUUUUUUUGUAUGUUUUUCUGUGAUAUUGUUAAUUACUUUGAGGUAAUUAUAUAUUUGUUUUUGUUUCUAUCAAAAUGUAUGGCAUCUUAUCCAGAAAUGUUUGCUUUCGAAUACUGAUUGUACAAUUCAAAGUUCAUAAAUACAGUAGAACACCGUUAACUCGAACUCGCUUGACUCGAAUUCCUCGUUUGCUCGAACUGUGUUCCUGUUUGGCUCGAAUUUUUCGGAGCUCGAGAUAUUUUCGCUUGUCCUUGAGAGUUCGAGUCAAUGGGGUUCGACUGUAGUAAAAACAUCACAUUUCUUUCAUUUCGCAUACAUAAGGAAUGAGGCGAACAUUUUAUUAAAGUCCCAACGGCCAUGCUUACAAACAGUCUCAAGUCUGAGUUCAGACUCAAGGGACAUAAUAGCAAUCUUCAUCUCAUUGUUACUUUCUUUCUAGUUGAGUUUUACAGAUGAAAUAUCAGACAUGUUGUAUUUUAUUACUGUUCGAAAUUGUGAAAUUAUUCACAUUAAUUUUUGUAAAACGAAUACAAUUACAAUUACAAUUAAGAUUCUUUGUAAUUUAAUAAAAGUGCUAUUCUGAGACUUUUUAUAGACUAGACUUAAGACUGUUCGAAAUCAUGGCCCAAAAAGUUUCAUGUACAUCAAGCGGUUGAUUAUGUGUUUCUUGAUAUUGUUAAUUAUUUUGUGGUGUGAUUGUCUGUUUUGCAUAUAUGUUUUAUUUAUCAAAAGUAUGGUAUCUUAUCCCGAAAUACUUGAUUUUGAAUACUGAUUGUAAUAUUCAAAGCUCAUAAAUACAUCACAUAUUUCAUUUUAUCAUACAUAACGAAUAAGGUAACAUUAUUAUUAUAAAAGUCCCGGACUUUUAAGUUGUAUGUAAAUCCAAAAGUAGACUACUCAAACUAAACGAACUCAUGUUAACUUCACGUGCAUGUAUUGUCAUUGGUAAAGUUUUUACACAAACAAACAUUAAAUGCCGCUGUCAAGUGAUUUAUUUCGUCUGCAUAAAACUAUUGGAGUGCAUAGACCUUAAGGCGUCCGAUGCACAUGUAAGCUUGUUAUUGCAUUGAGCCAUUGGCAAGAAAACUAAUUAUGUAUGUCUGGGGACACUUAUAUAACCAUUUUGGUUUUAUUUGAAAGUCAUUGUUUGCUUAUUAAUAUUAAAGAUGAAAAACAUAUUACCGCUUAUCAAACACAUAUUGGCAAAUUUUGCCAAUUUUAUGGCCAAUAAAAUCUGCAUUGAAUUAGGUUUUCGGUAUAAACAUUCAGCAAACAAUUUUGAAUGAUACCAGAAUAAUAUGGUCCACGAGACCUCCAAAUACCACAUUAUUUAAGGCCCACUAGUUUUUGUAAAAUGUUUUCAUUACAAACAAACAGCAAACUUAUUCGAAUGAUUCAGAAAUGAUAUGGGGUCUAAAUACAUCCGAAAAUCACCUGACUCUACAUUAGACACCUUAACUAUUGUUUUAUCUCUUUGUUUCUAAAAUUGUCCCAAGGUAAAACAUUAAGCUGAUGUAUGUGAUGUAUUCUCCUUAUUUUAUGUUAAGCAGCUAUUUUUGUUUCCAUUGUGAAUUUCAUUUACGUAAUACAUUUCUUAAGCUCUUACCAUAAUGUUUGAACAUGGUAAGAUAUGUUUGGUGUGAGUUGAUUAUGUUUUCUUAAAUAAGUCUGUCUCCUUUUGCUGUGGAACUUUGUUUUGUAAGAUGUGUACAUUGUAUUGAAGUAUUUUGACAUUGCCGUGCAAUAAAACUAUUCAGACAAACUUUA